AUUUGUUCUAAGAUUUUUUUCACUUUGCUUUUGCACAACUUGUUGCAUAAUUAUUUGUUCCAUCUUCACUAUACGGCUCAUAUUUAAGAGUCAGAGGAAGAGGCUUGAUCAGAUUGCAAGGUGUUGCUCAGCAGGAAGUGUAGACCACAAUAACAGAGUUAAAAUAAGAGCUUUCUAUGUUUGUGCAGAAGAAGGAAGAGAGAGAAAAAGUUUGUGUGAUAGUAAUCUUCCUUCUUCUGCAUGGCACAAUGCUGAAAUAGGAACAUAUGUUUGUGGGAUUAAACGAGUUGAGCAGUUCUAUCUGACGUUUAACGAGAGCUCAUCCAAAAGAUGCUAUUACUUUAAUAAAUUGUCGGCCGGUGCAAAGCUGCUUCCGUGCGGUCUGUGUGAAUGUGUGCCUGCCUACUAGUAUGGAUAUGGUGUAGUGAUGCAGGCAGGGCCACGGCAGCUUGACCACUGAAUCCCUCACUGGAGAGCAGUCGAGCUCUUUCUCACACUCGUCUGCAGCUCCUUCAAAACAUUAAGAAUGGCUAUCCCAUCCUAAAGCCUGAGCCUUGAUAAAACAGUGUCAUCACUGGUUUCAAAAUAUACUUCAUACAAACAAUUAGUUUAAUUUUUACCAGAAAAUCACAGGACACCCCAGUGUGCUUGUACUGUAGAGCAGUGUGACACGGUUUAGACACCAUGACAGAUACUGUCACUAGCCUGGCCUCCCAUUGCUUCCGGCACCAUAUGGCCUUUCUCAACCCAGUACAAUCCUCCUACUUCAUUCACAUGGCUUUCACAGACUGAGCUUCUGCAGAUGUACAGUGUUGCUUGACCAUUUACUGUAUUAUAUGCAUGUCUUGCAUGUUUUUUUACACAUUUCUGAGUAUCGAUUAUCUUAAAGUAUAUAAUAGCGAAAAUAUUACUCUCAGAGUCAUGACUACUCACGCUCUUCUUCUGUUCUAUAAUGGGCUGUGCUAGUGAACAAACAUUGGCGAAAAAGCAUGCUGCACAGUCAGCUUACGCAUCUCGUAAGUCAUAGACUUACGGAUCAGCUGCUAUAACAGGAGGGCAGAGGUGAGGUCAUCCUCUUUAGGCACCGGGCCUUAUACACGAGGCCCUUACAGGUUAUCAGAUCUAUUUAACACGCUAACUUCAAAAGCUGCCAGUGUUUUGUUUUUAGUCUAGCAGUCAUAUUUGAAUUAAUGUAAGAUGCUUUUUUUGAGGAGAAGACAUUGUACACAAUCCUACCCUAUAGAUGGCACUAAACAAAAUGCUGUUGUAAUGGUAAAUAUUUUUGCAAUCACCAACACCCUUCACGUUAGAAUGAGCACAUUUUUCCCAGUACCUGAAUAAGAACAUGAAAGAUGUCAGUUCAAAAUCUUACCGAGCACCAGGACCGCCGACAAGGGGGGAACACCGGGUCAGUUGUCCUGGGCCCUGGGUCCUCCUGGUCCUAAAUAAUCUGCUGGGAGGGGCCUUUGGAGAUCAUCUUGUCCUGGGCAUGAGCAAGACAUGUGGUUGCCCUGCCGAGCACAGCGUUUGUUUAGUGACGAAUAGGGCAAUUCUCCUACCACUAGCAGGUAAAACAUAGCAUUAAAGUUAUAUAAAUGAAACAGUAAUCCUGGGUUUGCCUCUUAUGUCUGCUGAUAGGCACACAGUUUGAUGGUGUUAAAUCAUGAAUGUCACAUGCCUUGGGGUGGGAUCUAGAAAAUGAAAUAGGUUAAUUUUGUGUCAACGAUAACAACAAUUAAUGUUUGCCUAUUUAAGAUGUGGGUGGUGCGGAGCAGACCUGACACCCAAGUGUGAUCCCAGCCAGAAGGGGGUCCAAUGGCCGCUGCAAGUUAUGACCCCCACCUGGGCGACGGCCCAUCUAAUGAUUCGGAGAUCCUCCUGGAUGACUCUGACACAGAGAGUCUGCUUUCUGAGGACUCAGUGCUUCCUGACUAUGAAAGGGAUGAAAAGUACCCAGAGCCGGCUAAAACAUUGUAUGAGGCCUGCUUUAGGAACGACCCCACGUCCCUGCAAAAGAUCCUGGAGAGAGUCGUCACUAAAGAUGAGGCCAUGGAGCUGGACAUCAAUGGCAGGAAUGGACUGAUGCUGUCUGUGAGCAAGGGAUUCGUAGACAUUGUCACCAUGCUGCACAUAUGUCCAUUAAUAGACAUUAACCACCAAGACAAUGAUGGCAACACUGCCCUCAUGAUUGCUGCCCAGGCAGGUUUCAUCACUAUUCUAAACUACAUCCUUAACUACUAUUCUGGUGUGGACACCGAAAUCAGGGAUCCCCGUGGCUUCACAGCCCUCAUCAAGGCAGGCCUGCAGGGCCGAGAGGAGUGUGUGUCCGCCCUGAUAAUGCAUGGUGCAGAUGUGAAUGCAAUGGACCUGGUCCAAGGGAAAGGUCUAAAGGAGUGGGUCCUUAGGACAGGAAGUUUUGGGACUCUUACCAGACUACGCCGCCUGCAGGCUCACUCUGUUGCUGAGCAGUUCUGUGAAAGCUACAUUCCUGAGUGGCCUGAGCUGAAUCAACUGGUAGCAAAGGCCACCGUCACCAAAACAGCCAGUCAGAGGAUGAGGCAGCGCUUAAAAGACAGCCUUUCUUUCAGCUUCCCUCAAGACCCCCAAGACAAUGGGGCCAUGGACCAUAUGGUGCGGAUGACCACAAGCAUCCACAGCCCCCUGAUAGCCACUGGUUGCCGUCCACUCUGUCCCACCAGCCCCCCAGAGAUUGGCAAGCGACGGUUUGCCGUCCUUGAACUGCUUGAAAAGCACAGCAUUAAGGAGUUGGAGGAGAGCACAGUGUCCCACAGUAAAGAAUCCAUCACCACCUCAACUCCUCCGACUCCUGCGUCACCCGCCUCCGUAUCUCUGACCUCCUGCUGCACGGACUCAGAGCGCAGGGAAAGCAUGCCAUCAGGUGGCAGGACAAGCCUCAAUCCCCGCAGCAUGGGACAUAGGAACAGCAUCUUCCCAUCAGGCUGUAUUCCAAAGAUUGAAGUAACAAAAUCUGGUGAGCCCACUCCAAAGAAAGAGAAAAAGAAGAAAAGGCAGAAGGGCUACCUGGAGCCUCCCAUCUGGAAGUACAAGGAGGCCAAGGAGGAGAAAAAGAGAGAGAAGAAGCAGCAGGAAAAGGAAAAGGACCAAGAGAAGAAACAUAAGGGGUCCAAGCGCAAAAAAUGAGGCAUUAUUCUAUUUUCCUCCGAAAAUUUCACUAUGAUAAAGUCAUGCAUGAGGGAUGAGCAUGUGAUUACAGUGAGGCCUGCUUUAACAGAAGACUAAAGGUUUGCAAAACAAGUUUGGAAACGAGUAAUUGACAAUUAAAACACAUUGAUGGAUUUGAACUUUUGCUUGGGAUGAACAUGAGAGAGCCAGAUGUUUUUUGGUUUUGGAGAUAUACGUUGACAUGUCUGAGCAUGGCUGACUCCUACCUCUUGGAUUGGUAGAUUAAGUCUCACGAGGAUGUGAAAUUAUACCGACCGCAAACACCUGCAAUGACAUUAUUUAAUUUCAUGAACACUGUACAUUCGUGAGGAUUUUACUAAUCUGUGUAUUGUGAAUUAUUUACAAGCGAUCGUGGUAUUUAACUGCAAGACAACCAGAGCAAUAGCAAAUACUGUAUAUACAGUACAUGUGAGCAAUGGCCUUCAGCAAAAAAAAUGUAUGUUAUAGUUAACCAAAAAGAUGCAAUGCGAUGUUAAACAUCUUCAAACUAUGUGCUUUGCUCCUCUACGCCACAUGCUCAAAGAGACAGUGGCUGCUUUUCACAAGACCAAGCAAUGAAGAUGUGUCAGCACCCAAAUAUUGCAAGAUUCAUAAAUGUUGUUUCUGUUUCCACUCUGCAGUGGGAUUAAUGCCGUUGGAAAAGUUUCCAAAACAGGAAGUGAAUCAUGUCAUAAUACAUUGUCCGAUUGAGAUCAAAACUGCUCAGUCAGCAUAAAAAUUCUCCUUAUAUGUGUGUUUCCUACAAUCCCUCAAACACGACCACUAGGGCAAAUUAAAGUCCAUUUUACAGCAUUUUAUAAAUGAAUUCAGUCACCAUUUUGAGUUUUAUCAGACACUGUUAUUUUCAAAGGUUAUCCGAUCUUCACUAUAUGCAACACGUAGCAUAUACCGAAUGCCAUUACUAUGUCUUUUUGACAGACUUUUAAUACUCCAAACUUUUUGGCUGUGGCAUGUGAAUAAUGUCAGCAGUGAUGAUACAGACAAAAGGAACUUCUUCAUUUCGUCUGAUCAAGAGAAAAACUGUUUACUAGUAUUCAAGUCCUCAGUCUGCCGGUGCUUAAUGCACCAUGGUUGAUGGGCUUUUAAUUGGACACCAGAAUUGCUGCUUGCAAUAUUUUUUUAGACCUCACAUGUGCCGAGUUACCUGUGCACAGCAAAGAAAUGAUUUGUACAUAAUGUUACUCAGGAAAUUGUUAAUAAUACGUUGGGCAUUAUACAUUCUGUCAUUUAAAUGUGUUAUCUAAAAAAUAAUGAAUUUAGAUACUGUUUUUACAAAAUAAUAGAGCAUCAUUUCAUGGAGUUAAUUAUUUUAAAGUGGAAGCAAGAGACAAAAAAGCUCAGGUCUUCUACAUCUUAAUAAAGUGUGUGACAGAUGAAAACGUGUGUUUGUAUGCAAGCUUGGAAUAAAUGUACUGACCU
Messenger RNA from Sebastes umbrosus (honeycomb rockfish), 4623 nucleotides. RefSeq names its product ankyrin repeat domain 33Aa (gene ankrd33aa). The transcript is spliced from 4 exons. Gene Ontology annotation, molecular function: protein binding. The coding region runs from base 1816 to 3162 and encodes 448 amino acids. The record is from RefSeq and is a predicted model, not a curated record. Lineage: Eukaryota; Metazoa; Chordata; Actinopteri; Perciformes; Sebastidae.